Molecule: messenger RNA, 237 nt
Organism: Cooperia oncophora
Lineage: Eukaryota; Metazoa; Nematoda; Chromadorea; Rhabditida; Trichostrongylidae
Source: the annotation of a GenBank genome assembly
AUGACAAAGAGGAAGAAGGUCCCACGGCAGUCAGAAGAAUCGGAAGAAUACGAAGUUGAAGACAUCCUUUCACACUCAGUUAAAGACGGCAAAACCCUAUACAAGAUAAGUUGGGUCGGCUAUCCAGGCUACGUCAGUGAAAUGACAGAAGAAGACCUCAUAAAUUGCAGUGAAUUACUGAAUGAAUACAAGCUCAAAACGCAGCGUGCUCGCAGGAGGCCAGUCAAAAUAGCAUGA